AUGGUUGGUCAAACUGCUAUGAUGGCAGUGAUGAGUGGUAUUGGAACUGUCGUAUGUGUCAACAUAGUUAUGUCAUAGAUGUAGUUCUUUGCUAAUUGUUAAUUUAUUGUCUCCCACAGCUAGAGAUUAUGUUUUCACCAUUGAAUUGUUUAAGAGGAGAUUUUUUGUAUGUUGCGUAACACGCGCUCAAAACUAAUGCGUAUACUAUAAUACACCAUUUGAGGUUAUGACUAAAUUCAAAAUUUUUAUUUUUCGAUACGUUUCUCAAUCGACAAACAAACUUAAAAAGAAUGUUUGGUCCUUUAUCUGUAAAAUAAUGCUAAAAUGAAGAGAUUUUAGAUGGUACGCCAAAGAGAAAAUUAUGUCUGAAGUUGAGUAAGUUUUGCUUAUAUGGCUGUAAAUAUAUGGCGUUAAUUUUAAAGCAUCAUUGAUAAUUGUAUUUUAAUUGACAAUUUUUAACUAUUAUUUUAUGUUUCUCAACCGGCAAAUGCGUUUAAAAAGGUUGCUAACUCUAUAAACUAGAGAAUAAAGCUAAAACAAAGUAAUUUUGAGAGCGGAACGCCAAAAAGAUUUUAGGUUUUGAACACACUUCAUUGCAAAUACGUGACGUUGAAAAAAAUUGCCUCUUAAUUAGAGAGUUUUAUAAUAAAGCUUGUGGCCGUAGGAUAAGGAAAAAUCGUUGGAAUUUUUGGGGAAAUUGUUGUUCAUGACCCCAAUGGCAACCAUAAUCCAAAUGAAAGAUUUAGGUUGUUGAUUUUCUCUCUACAACAGAGUAAUGUAUUGAAUUUUGUGAAACUUUUGUUUAUGGUCUUGUCUUUGAAAUAUAAAGCUGCUAAGUUGUGCUCUCUGUAAGUGCGCUCUCAUCAAGUCUUUAAACAAUGACUUUUUCAGGACAUUCUACCAUGAAUGAGACAUUCUUCUACUGUAGAUGUACAAAGUACAUGAACUAUUUUGAUGCGUGUAAUCUGGGUUUAAUUGUAUCCUUAAAAGUGUACUUAUUGUAGACAUGCACAUGCAUGGGUAAUGAAAUAGGAAUUGUCUAUUUAAACGAAAUUCAGAAAUUUCUUGGUUAUCGUGAAAGAUGAGUUCCAGUGGAGCUAACGUAGAGCAAAAUUUUUGAGCAUGGAUGUAUGAUGCAGAUGCCUAAAAAAUAAGGGCAAAAUUUAAGGUUUUCCACUGUCCAUCUUGCAUGCCCAGUUGCUAUAAAAUGCGGAUGAAAUGCUGCUGUGAUAAGAUUUUUGUCUAGGCUUGUCUAUACAUCAAAAUUUUGUUUAUUAGGCAUAUAGGUCCAUUUGAAAGGUAAAAUGCCAAUGCCACAAUAUGGUCAAAAGACCUCAGUAAAAAAAAUCCUUUUCCACUCAAAAACCAAUUCGCCAGCUCGUUGCAAAUACUUUCGUCCAAUCGCAAUGCUUGACAGUUUAUUUUAAUUAGAUGCAACCACUUGCAAGAAGCUUGCUACUUGGUUUUGCGAUAAAUGGAAAGAGCUUAAGCUUGAAAUAAUAAACUGAACAAGUAAUAAACGAUUAAACGCAAGACAAUUGCAAACAUCAACGCCAUUCUUUCAGCUAUGACACUUAUAUACAACAUGUAUGUAUUGGUAGACAAAUUUCAAGCGUGUAUCACACGAAGUUUGCGUAUCUUCAUAAAGCAAUUUACAGGAAACAAGUUUUGGUUAUUGAAUGUUCGCAGGUUAUUAUUAUGAAACUCAAAUUUUAUGUACCUUGUACUAGCGCAUGCAUGUAUAUUUGAGGGCGCUUAUAUGCAAAAGAAUAGAGUAUGUCACAAUUUUUGUUUAUUCAUGCAUAGCACGAACAACAACCUGGAGACCACGGACAACAUCAUGGCCCACCUGGAGACCACGGACAACAUCAUUGUACACUUGGAGACCACGGACAACAUCAUGGCCCACCCGGAGACCAUGGACAACAUCAUGGUACACUUGGAGACCACGGACAACAUCAUGGCCCACCUGGAGACCACGGACAACAUCAUGGUACACUUGGAGACCACGGACAACAUCAUGGCACACCUGGAGACCACGGACAACAUCAUGGCACACCUGGAGACCACGGACAACAUCAUGGCACACCUGGAGACCACGGACAACAACAUCAUGGCACACUUGGAGACCACGGACAACAACAUCAUGGCACACUUGGAGACCACGGACAACAACAUCAUGGCACACUUGGAGACCACGGACAACAACAUGGCACACCUGGAGACCAGGGACAACAACAUGGCACACCUGGAGACCACGGACAACAUCAUGGCACACCUGGAGACCAGGAACAACAUCAUGGCACACCUGGAGACCACGGACAACAUCAUGGCACACCUGGAGCACAUCAAGAUCUUGUCACUACUGGGAGUUCCGCUGCAGAAAUGGUCAAUGUAUUGAUCGAUCCUCGUUAUGCGAUAGUGGUUAUGACUGUUAUGAUGGAAGUGACGAAGACUGGUAUAAUUCUACUACGUCAUCAGUCACGUCACUACGGAGUCACAUGA
Molecule: messenger RNA, 2505 nt
Organism: Paramuricea clavata
Lineage: Eukaryota; Metazoa; Cnidaria; Anthozoa; Malacalcyonacea; Plexauridae
Source: the annotation of a GenBank genome assembly